GUGUGUGUGUGUGUGUUUGUGUGUGUGUGUGUGUGUGUGUGAGAGGAAUGUUACAGUUAAAUUCUGCACAUUUCCUCCUCAGAGACUUUAUCAGUUUCUCAGUAAAUCUUUACUCCAUGAUUCAGUUCCUGUAACGCUGCAAUGCUGUAACACUAGUUUGUUGUUAUUUAGUUCACUUUACAAGCCUUUUCACCGUACACACACACACACACACACACACACACACACACACACACACACACGGCAUGUGCAGGACAAAACAAUGAAGCUUUCAGGCUGAAAAGCGAGUUUGGCUGCUGCCAUGUUGAGUCGUUGAAAGAAGAAGCUGUUAAAUGAGUAAACAGGGCAGUGAAGGGGCAGGAACACAGAGCAGCAACACACACACACACCCACACCACACACACACUGCACACACACACUGCACACACACAAACACCCACGCACACAGCACUAAAGCUGACACUCAAGCUCCAGCCUGCUAACAUACUGCAUAAAGAGUCACGUUAAAUAGAGAACGAGUUCCUCAGGCGCUAAUCUCACACACUGACAGGCGGAGUCCUGGUUGAGUCCAGGUGGAGUCCAGGAGGAGGUGGAGGUGGACGUUUGUUUUUGGAGUUUAAAGACAUUUCUCUAUGGAUUUAUGGAACUCUUCUCUGAGUGGGAAAAGCAGAAAUGUCCCAAAUCCACAAAGAUGAGAAUUUCCGGCCAAAAACGCUGCCUCGCCGUGGUAGAGGCACACCAUUCCAACACACUAGUCUUUGCUCUCGCGCUUUUGUGUUUAACAAUCCUGUUCAUUCUCAGUUUGCUCACUUUGCCGAUCCCAGCGCCGGACACGCCCACUCAACGAUCCGAAACGAGGAGCGUGACUCUUCUCAUCUGGUGGCUUCCGUUCGGAAAUGCGCUCCGUCUCUCCGAUUGCGGAGCGAGCUACGGCAUGACGGGUUGCACCGUAACGUCAGACAGGCACGUCUACGCUCAUGCUGACGCCGUCAUCGUACACCACCGUGAGCUGAUGAUGAACUGGGAGGAGCUGCUGGAUAAGCCACGCCCCCCAUCGCAGAAGUGGAUCUGGAUGAACUUCGAGUCGCCGUCACACUCGUGGUUUCUGCACCAGUUUGAUGGGAUGUUUAAUCUCACCAUGUCUUACCGUACGGGCUCUGAUAUUUUUCUACCGUACGGUUAUCUUCGGCCGCGUCGUUUCCAUGGUAACAGACAGAUCCAUGUGGGGCGUAAGCGUGGUUUAGUAGCAUGGGUGAUCAGUAACUGGAGCGAGGAGCAGGAGAGGGUGCGGUUCUACCACCGACUUCGCCGCUACCUGCACGUGGACAUUUAUGGACGUGAAUUUCGUCCAUUAUUGAACGACAGUGUGGUGAAAACUGUCUCAGGUUACAAGUUUUACCUCGCAUUUGAAAACUCGUGUCACGCGGACUACAUCACAGAGAAACUCUGGCGUAACGCUCUGGUCUCCGGCGCCGUUCCAGUGGUGCUCGGGCCACCGCGGGAGAACUACGAGCGCUUCCUUCCUGCUGACGCCUUCAUCCACGUGGAGGAUUUUAAAGGCCCGCGUGCACUUGCUUCCUACCUCAAACACCUGGACCGAAACCCCGCCCUCUAUCGCCGUUAUCAUGCCUGGAGGCGGGACUACAACGUGCAUGUGACCUCGUUCUGGGUGGAGCAUUUCUGUGUCGCGUGUAAGGCAGUGCAGAACAGCCUCCAUGUGAACAAAAGCAUCAGACACCUCGCACCCUGGUUUCUGUCCUGAGCCCUAACUCCAG
Molecule: messenger RNA, 1775 nt
Organism: Hemibagrus wyckioides
Lineage: Eukaryota; Metazoa; Chordata; Actinopteri; Siluriformes; Bagridae
Product: alpha-(1,3)-fucosyltransferase 4-like
Exons: 1
Coding region: 641-1762 (373 amino acids)
Cellular component (GO): membrane
Molecular function (GO): alpha-(1->3)-fucosyltransferase activity
Source: RefSeq, a predicted model, not a curated record